Molecule: messenger RNA, 885 nt
Organism: Colletotrichum costaricense
Lineage: Eukaryota; Fungi; Ascomycota; Sordariomycetes; Glomerellales; Glomerellaceae
Exons: 2
Source: RefSeq, a predicted model, not a curated record
GAAUACGGAUAUCAUUGCCUGUUCGCAAGACUGAAAACCCCCCUCACAUUCAUUCUCGAUGAGGUUGUCGGCCUUCAUCUUCUAGCUUAUCCGCUGCAGCUACAGAGUAUUGAUCAUACAUCUGCACAUCCAUUGGCGUCGACUUCUCGUCUUCGAUUCCACAAGCGACACAUUAAACUCCAAGAGUCAGUCGCAAAAGUUUUGGCGCCAUGCGCAGCUCCCGGACGUCCCAAAAGUGCGGAAUGCGGCUCGAUAUCCGAAUUCAUUUCUGGGUCACUCACGACGUGCCUCACGGCUUUGAUGACCCCCUUUCCCAACAAGGAGACCAAGACCGUGCAAACCAGAUUGCAUCCCCAGCCUAUACAGCCCUGCAAGUACACCACUCGGCAGGCUUGUAAGCCUCCGGCGCCGACGCAUCGGUUCGCGCCCCCUCCCAACAAUCUCAGGGGCUCUUAUCAUGGAGGAUAUCCGGAUAGCAAGGCUUUCCCCUCACGAACCGUCAAGGUCCCCGGUCUCCAGUUGAUGGCCGCCUUCUCGUCAGCAUCGGACCUUCGUCCGAUCCCGCGAUGUUCUGGUUCCGCCGCUGCCGUUCGCCAAGGAGACACCAAUCCUCUGAUCCUCAUUGCACCAACAGACGAGCAGGGUUCCGAAAAAGCAAUAUCUUGUUCGACUCUACGAGAGGCUUGCGCUAAUAGGUCAGUCGGCCAAUUCGGUUGGCUUGGUGUCAGCUCGGAUGUUUUGGAAUGCCCUCCCGGGGCGCCCAACUCUCAAGUCCCAACUCAAUCCAGGGCUCUGCUUCUCCAAAAACCAGGCACAGGGAACAAGCAUUCUGCAAAUGGCGCGAGCACCUCUAACGACAGCAAACAUUGCGGAGAGUGGGGAUGA